GGUAAAACAACACUUGAGAUUUUCACUUUCAUUCGUUUAAUACAAGAAUUAAUCAAGAUGGACUCCCAAAACAUGAGCUACAAUGCUGGACAGGCCAAGGGCCAAGCUCAGGAAAAGGCUAGCACCAUGAUGGACAAGGCUAGCAAUGCUGCUCAAUCUGCUCAAGAAUCCAUGCAAGAGGCGGGGCAGCAAAUGAAGGCAAAAGCACAAGGAGCUGCUGAUUCUGUGAAGAAUGCAACAGGAAUGAACAACUAAUGAACCUAAAUGGAUCAUUCUUGCUUUCCCUUCAAAUAAACCCUCUUCUCUUUUUCUGAUUCAUGCAUGUAUUUUGCAGAAACGUUAUUCCCCCCC
Molecule: messenger RNA, 351 nt
Organism: Cajanus cajan (pigeon pea)
Lineage: Eukaryota; Viridiplantae; Streptophyta; Magnoliopsida; Fabales; Fabaceae
Source: RefSeq, a predicted model, not a curated record